Molecule: messenger RNA, 1788 nt
Organism: Gekko japonicus
Lineage: Eukaryota; Metazoa; Chordata; Lepidosauria; Squamata; Gekkonidae
Gene: HIPK4
Product: homeodomain interacting protein kinase 4
Exons: 2
Coding region: 1-1788 (595 amino acids)
Biological process (GO): peptidyl-serine phosphorylation; peptidyl-threonine phosphorylation
Cellular component (GO): nucleus; cytoplasm
Molecular function (GO): protein serine/threonine kinase activity; ATP binding; protein tyrosine kinase activity
Source: RefSeq, a predicted model, not a curated record
AUGGUCACAAUCGAGAUGACGUCCGACUACGACGUGUUCGAGAUCCUGGGGAAGGGGACCUUCGGGGAAGUGGUGAAGAGCUGGAAGCGGAGCAGCGGGGAGAUGGUGGCCAUCAAGGUCCUGAAGAACGACUCCUACCGGAGCCGGAUCAUCAAGAACGAGCUGAAGCUGCUGCAGACGAUGGCCGAGGUGGACAUGGAGGAGUCGCACAUCGUCCAGUUCCACGAGUUCUUCCACGACGAGCUCAAGUUCUACCUGGUCUUCGAGCUCCUGGAGCAGAACCUCUUCGACUUCCAGAAAGAACACAACUUCUCCCCGCUGCCGAUCCGGCACAUCCGCACGGUGACCACGCAGGUGCUCAGAGCCCUGGCCAAGCUGAAGGAGCUCUCCAUCAUCCACGCCGACCUGAAGCCCGAGAACAUCAUGCUGGUCGACCAGGUGAGAUACCCUUUCUACGUCAAGGUGAUCGACUUCGGCUCGGCCAGCAUCUUCAACGAGGUGCGCUACGUCAAAGAGCCAUAUAUCCAGUCCCGGUUCUACCGAGCCCCGGAGAUACUCCUGGGCCUGCCCUUCUGCGAGAAAGUGGACGUGUGGUCCCUGGGGUGCGUCAUGGCGGAGCUCCACCUCGGCUGGCCCCUGUACCCCGGGAACAACGAGUACGACCAGAUCCGGUACAUCUGUGAGACCCAAGGGAUGCCGAGGCACACCAUCCUCAACGCGGCCAGGAAGGUCCACCUCUUCUUCAAAAGGGGGCAGCACCAGGAGGCCGCCAACACCUGGCAGCUGAAGACCCCGGCCGAGUACCUGGCGGACACCAAGGUGAAGCCGGUGGAGAGGAGGAAGUACAUCCUGAAGUCCCUGGACCAGCUGGAGACGCUGAACGUCCACAAGAUGAUCUACCCGGACUCCGAGGCCCUGGCCGAGUACCUGGACCUCCGCAGCAUGGUGGAGCUCAUCAAGCGGAUGCUGACCUGGGACUCCCAUGAGCGCAUCACCCCCAGCGCGGCUCUGAAGCACCCCUACGUCUCCACGCAGCCCCUCAAGCAGAACUACGGCCACACCCAGUACUACCAGUGGUGCCUGCGGAGCCUGCUGGAGUCCAUGCCCGGCGGCAGCAGUGGCGGCAGCAGCAAGGCCGGGGGGGAGGCGGCGGAGGCGGAGGGCCUGCAGCCCUACGGCGCCCUGGAAGAGGAGCGGUUCUACGCCACCCAGGAGUCCUUCCCGGAGGAGAACGCCGCUCACAGCGUCCAGCGGACCACCAGCCAAAUGGACGGCCUCAGCCUGGCCGAGGCAGGCCGGGACCCGCCCCCGGUGGUGUGGGACGAAGGAGACAGCAGGGGGCUGUACGAGCCCCUCUCCGGCCCCGCCGAGGCGGCCUCUGGCCGGCGCAAGACCCUCCAGCAGACCUUCCUCCUGCGCCACGAGCAGGAGCCCAUCCUGGCCUUCUACCGGAACCGGCACAGCAGCCCCAAACACCGCAAGGCCUCCCGCCGCGCGCCGCCCGAUCUGGCCUUCGACAACCUGAUCCUGCUGGGCCAGGGCUCACCCGAGGACGUGGCGGACUGGGAGAAGGGGAGCAACCACAGCGCCACGUCCCUGGCGGAGCCCGGCGCCAGGGAAGGCCCCGGCCUCACUCAGGGCCGGAUGCUUUCACCCGCGAUGCAGCGAGCGCCCCCGGAGGUGUACGCCGAGCCGUCCGGAGCCCCGCUGCCCCCCGGGCACCACAGCUGGCACGGCCCCCGCCCGGCGCUGCAGCCCUUCCUGCAACACAUCGCCAGCCACAACUGA